UCUUUACCUAUUCAAUUCGAUUUUAGAUGGGACACUCAAGGAGAUUUUUCAACGAAAAAUCCUUUGCCUGUAGUCAAGAUCAAGUUGUACUCCGAAGUGAAAAGCAUUGUGGCCUUUGAAGACAAAGAACUUGGAAAGGUCAUCAUCCAACCCACACCGAACUGUUCACGGUCACCGGAAUGGUACGCGAUGACUGUUCCAAAAAACAGUGCCGACCAAAAUUUGAAGAUCAGGAUUGCUAUACGGGUCGAAAAGCCACCUAAUCUCAAAUACUGCGGCUACUGCUACUGUAUAGGUCGACAAGCUUGGAAAAAAUGGAAACGACGGUUUUUCUGCUUAGUUCAGGUGUCCCAAUAUGCUUUUGCGGUAUGCAGUUUCCGACAAAAGAAAUCAGAUCCGACUGAGUUUGUGCAGCUUGACGGGUUUACCAUCGACUAUAUGCCUGAGCCGGACCAAGAACUUGCUGCCCAAGGUGGCAAGCACUUUUUCACAGCGAUCAAAGAGGGAGAUGAAUUGAAGUUUGCCACUGAUGACGAGAAUGAACGGCAUUUGUGGGUUCAGGCUUUAUAUCGUGCUACAGGGCAGGCUUACAAGCCUGUUCCACCAAAACAAUCUACUGUAGCUCCUAAGGCUCAAGGCUUUCAAGAUAAGGCUAGCAAGCACGGUUUGGAUGACAUCAUUCAGGCUGAUCCUAUCGGCUUCAAUCAUGACCAUAUUUUCGCGGAUAUCCAGCGACAAGCUUUGAACUUCCGAAUGAAUGAGCCCAUAUGCUCACUAGGAUGGUUCUCGCCUGGUCAAGUGUUUGUGUUAGAUGAGUACUGUGCUCGAUAUAUGGUUCGUGGAUGCUAUCGCCAUGUUACACUGCUGUCAAAUUUGCUUGACAAAGCAGAUCAAGGACAGCUUAUUGAUCCCACGCUCAUCCACUACUCAUUCGCAUUUUGUGCCAGUCAUGUGCACGGCAACAGACCGGAUGGUGUAGGUACAGUAACGCUAGAAGAAAAAGAGAAGUUCCAGGAGAUUAAAGAACGAUUACGAGUAUUGUUAGAAAAGCAGAUUACUAAUUUUCGAUACUGCUUCCCAUUUGGUCGUCCUGAAGGCGCUUUGAAAGGGACUCUAUCACUUUUAGAAAGGGUAAGUAGUAUGGAGGCUUUUAUUAGGUGGAUCCCUGAAGAUUUCAUUAUUCUAGGUGCUUAUGAAAGAUGUUGUGUCACC
Messenger RNA from Strongylus vulgaris, 1212 nucleotides. The record is from the annotation of a GenBank genome assembly. Lineage: Eukaryota; Metazoa; Nematoda; Chromadorea; Rhabditida; Strongylidae.